Messenger RNA from Paramuricea clavata, 6582 nucleotides. NCBI's taxonomy places the organism in Eukaryota, Metazoa, Cnidaria, Anthozoa, Malacalcyonacea, Plexauridae. The record is from the annotation of a GenBank genome assembly.
AUGAAGCCAUCCAUGGGGGCCAUCAACUCAACUUUACACGAAAGGCAUCCUUUAACGGGAUAUCUUAUUACAUUGGUUAUUUUCAAAUUGGUUUGUUUUCUACUUGGAGUAUCGGGGAAUUUAUUAGUGAUAAUACACAACGUUUUGCGCUACGAAAAAAAUCCUGCGACCUAUCUCUCUGUGAACCUUGCAAUUUGUGAUCUGCUCACCUGCCUCACAAUUUAUCCAACACGAGUUGCAAAAGCGAUGGAUAUGCUAAUAGGCUCAAUAAACGAACAAAACGAAGCGUUCCUCUGCAAAGUGAACUACUUUAGUGGAUGUUUCUCAAUAUCUCUCUCAGUUCUUGCUUUACUUGCUGUGAAUUAUGAUCGAUAUUUGUUGAUAAGAAGACCAUUGAAGUACCCAAUGCUUGUGACAAAAUGCAAAGUAUAUGGAAUUAUUGCCGCCACUUGGCUGGCAUCAUUGAUUUAUUUACUAUUGUCUGUGACAUACGUUGAAACCUCAAGAAGACACAAUAACACCAGUGGCUGUUCUCCUCGAAGGGAAGCUCUAUCAAUUCUUUUAAUUUUGUACAUUUAUGUUCCCAUUAUUCUUAUCCUUUUGUUUAAUUUGAAAACAUGGCGAAUCGUGCAAGCACAAAGGCGCUCAAUUGCUCGAAAUUCGGUGAGGGAUUCGAGCGCCCAAAAUGUUCAUAUUACCACAAGAAUCGCAAAGGAAUUGAAAGCCGUGAAAACCUUGGCAAUGAUAAUGGGAGUGUUAGUCUUUUGUUUCACUCCUUUUGCAACAAUGGUCAUUUUUGGUAUACUACACUUCGACCCAGGUCUUCCGCCUUCAUUAUACGAUUUAUUCGCAGAUUUAGUUGGGGUAAAUUCUGUUUGUAAUCCGUUAAUAUACAGUAUACGGCACAAGGAAUAUAGACAAGCCAUUCGUAAGUGCUUUUCUGCAGUAUGUGGCUAAGGCUCGUGUUAAAUUUUAGGCAGUUUUAAUUAUUGCUUGCAGUUGUACCGUCGGUUAAGUUAUUGAUAAUAUGAAUUGUAACGUGAGCGUGUGUGAAUAAAUACUGAUUAACAUAAUUUGCUUCUAGAUUCAUUAGAGCGGAUUUCUAAUUAUUUUUAUAUUAAGAAACCUUUGAAACCUGGGUAGCUUUAUCAGUUCCAAACUGUUCUCCCUAUAGGUCCAGGGGAGACCAAAUUAUCUGGAGGAAACGUGUGGUGUGUAGUAGAGUCAAACUGGAAGCACUCUUCUCACAUGUGACUGAGGUGGAAUUAUAAUCAAACAACUGCAUAUUAUAGGAAUCAAACCUCAGUCUAGCCCGCUUGCAGGCCCACCGCAAAAAACGCUGUUUUCUUCAGUGCAAGAACAGAGUCAACAUCAACCAAAAGAUAAUUUUCUUGAGGAACAUAUAACGUAUCAAGUCCGUUUGAAAUGCAUGAAACUCAAGUCAAGGUUACUAUAGUUUACCCCAGUGGUACAGUGUUGCUAUUCCAACACUUCACGACAAGCAAUCCCCGUUGGCAUAACGGCAAAAACAUCUCUUUCGAGAGCCUGUGUGAUGAAUCACUGAUCUAAUUAUAGAAUCCAACAGCAAACAGCCAAUCAGAAUGCUACGUUCGUGUACGAACACGACAAAUACAAAAUACCCAGUCCUGCCUGCACGCGGGCCAACUUUAGUCAGAGCAGAGGUCGUGGAUCUCUAAUCUCUAAAUAACUCCUGUGGCGCAAGUCCAAUUCUUAUCUUGAAACUUGAGCCGAGGUUACCGUGCGUGAUAUUAUGAAUAGACGCAUGUAGCCAAAACAGUCAAACCAUUUUUGCGUUUUAAAAACUGAAAAUGAAAGAAAUGAUGAAAGCUUUGAUUAUUCUGUCAGCUGUGAUUAACCUGGCACUAUGUUUUUGUGGUAAGUUACUAAGUUUUAGUAAAUUUAGAGCAGGUUUUUGCUGCAUGCUAAAUUUUGCAAUUUAUCAAAAUGUUGGAAAUGUAAUACAAUAGUAUCACAUUAUCAUUUAUAAUGUAGCUCACAAAUGAACGUAGCUCACGGCCGGAUCAUUCCUAGGCUAUAGAUACUUCUAUAUUGAUGUCUUUGAACUGAAAUAUGAUUUCUUAUAUAUAGACAAAGGAUUUUGGUAGCAUUAGUUUUGCCCGUCUGCGAAAUACUAGAACAUUAAUAAUGUGUUAUUCAUUAAUUGCCAGCUUGAAAGUUUAAGGUCAUGGUCAUAGGCGUACGGGAGGGGAAAAGUAGGGGGGGGGGGAAAGAAAUUUACCUGACUUUUUCCCAUUGUGUGUGUAAACUUUCCAAAAUCGUCUAUUGCAUUCUCGACUAUUAUAUUGCCAUAUUUCUUCUUUUUAAAUUUAUUUCCCCAUCUUUUUGACCAACUUAAGGCCAUAUAAAAAAAAAUAGUUGGUUAGCGUCCUUAGCUUUUGCCAAAAAGUGGGCGGGCGGGCGCUUUUUUUUAAAUUUUUACUAAUUUUUAACGCCUUGGUUUUACUCACUGUUAGGUCCGAAACUGGAUUUUCUUGCGCAGUACAGAUAUUUUUUUAUAUAUUUCAAAAUAUAAUUCAUACCGUCACAAUUGACUACAGUCAACAGAAAUACUACAUAUAUUAGAGCCCGUUGAUCAAUAAAAGUCGUGUUUUUUUAAAUAAAAAAUUAAAAAAAAUCCUGAGCGGGGCCUUUUUUGUGGGCGGGCGGGACGCUAACCAACUAUUUUUUUUAUGUGGCCUAAGGUCCGGACGCGAUUUUUAGUUUUUGAAAGUUAAUAAAACAGCCAAUGAGAGCAAAUUUGAAAAGAUAUGUAGAUCAAAUAACUCAAAAUGUUACAGCGCUUCAAAAUAUUUGGAAAAUUUAAACUAGGAUCAAACUUAUCGGUCAGUGAAAAUAAAAAAAUCGCGUCGCGUUGUCGAAUCGCGUCCGGUGUGUCUGGACCUUUACGUUUAUAAUUUGCCCAACUUCAUUUUGACUCCCCCCCCGGUACGCCUAUGGUCACGGUCAACAUAUCAUAUCAAUAUCACUACAACAUUGAUAAUCAAUCAACUGUAUCGAUCAUCAUCAUCACCACUUUUGAUUAUCAUAUGAACACGGCCGUAAAAUCUCACGUAAAAUGAUCAACCUUCCCGAAAACGUUUCCAUCCAAUUCUCCAAUUCUUUUUUAACCAGAGAUUUCAACUUGUUUUUCCAAAAGGUAACCAAACGUUACACGGUAACCUAGCCGAAUCAGCUGUGCAAGUUUCUAAUUGGUUGAGAGAGCAUCACGGUCAUGACGUCACACGUCUGGAACCUCACAUGACUAGCGCGAUGAUAGUCGCCUCGCGAUUGGCUGGCCACUUGCCACACACCAUUGUGUCUGAUUACAAAACUAACGACUCAUACACGAUCGUAGAUUACCUUAAAUCUCAUUUAGAUAAGCACAAAAUGCAAGACAAAACCUUAUCAAAUUUAAGACCUGGACAUAUUGCGAAUAUAUUUCAAGCGGUUUCAGCACUAUGCUAUGACCCGCAAAAUUUUUAUGGACAUAACUUGACCAAGGCCCUUUUUGAAGGUUUUGAGUCCCAUUCAACUUUUAAGAACUACUUUGAAUAUAGUUCAGUAGCCUUAGCUGUUUGUCAAAGUUUGGGUGCAAAGAUUCAACCCAAUUUGGCUGGAAGUAUGUUGCUCGAGUUGAACAAAACUUGCAUUACACAAAAUUGUAAAAAAAGGCCAGAUACUGUAGCAAUGACACUCAUGGCUCUGUCUUGCUUGAGGCGGAAUAUAGCGGAGAACAAAUUGUUACAAGAUGUCGAUGAGACAAUCAAAAGAUAUUUGAAAAAUGUUGUCGAUGCGUUACGAAUGGGCAAAGAUGAGUUAUGGAAUGCCCAGUCAAAAGGUUUACUCGUACAGGUAGGAAAUGUUGUGGUGGUAGAUAUAAUGCAUGAUCGCUGUUUGUUGUUGUUGUUGGUGUUUUUGUUUUUCUCUUGUUGUUGUUGUUGUUGUUGUUGUUGUUGUUGUUGUUGUUGUUGUUGCUGCUGCUGCUGUAGUUGAGGUUAUUGUUGCUGCUCUUGUUGUUGUUGUUGCUGUUAUUGUUGUUGCUGCCGCUGUUGUUGCUGCUGUUAGUUGAGGUUGUUGUUGUUGUUGUUGUUGUUGUUGUUGCUGCUGCUCUUGUUGUUGUUGCUGCUGCUGUUGUUGUUGCUGUUGUUGUUGUUGUUAUUUUUGUUGCUGCCGCUGUUGUUGUCAUUGUUGCUGCCGCUGUUGUUGUUGUUGCUGUUGUUGUUAUUUUUGUUGCUGCCGCUGUUGUUGUCAUUGUUGCUGCCGCUGUUGUUGUUGUUGUUGCUGCUGCUGCUGUUGUUAUUUUUGUUGCUGCCGCUGUUGUUGCUGCUGCUGUAGUUGAGGUUGUUGUUGUUGCUGCUGCUGUUGUUGCUGCUGCUGCUGUUGUUGUUGUUGCUGCUGUUGUUGUUGUUGCUGUUUUUAUUGUUGCCGCUGUUGUUGUUGCUGCUGUUGCGGCUGUUGUUGCUGCUGCUGUUGUUAUUUGUGUUGUCGUUGUUACUUGUUAUUGUUUUUUGCUGUUGACGUUGUUUUUGUGUUUCGUACCAUUUAGGCGAUCAUGUCCCAACCAAAAGAACUGAGGCCAAGACACUGGCAUUGCCAUCGACUGUUGUCCGCUCUAUUGGACAAACACGAUCCGUUAAAAGCAUUUGGAAAUGUACUGGCUAACAUUCAAAUAUUACCAGCAUUGCUGGGACGAUCAUUGGUUCAUCUUAAAAUGUCAUGUCCUACACCAAGUAAGUCGAACUGCAAUUUUAAAACAAUGUAUAGCUGGGUUUCACUAUCAGGGUUCGUAGUCUCCAAGACCAAAAAAUUUCAAAGACUUUCAAAGAUUUUUUCUGCCUAUGGACGACUUACGCUUUAGACUAAAUUUUAAUCUAAGUAAGAACAACGAAAUCUUUCACCACAGCUAGAAAGAGCGUCUUGGAAUUAGUAAUAUUACAAAGUUUGGUUGCGAAAUGUUGUAAAAUACGGAAAAUAUAGCCCUUCAAAGUUGGCAAAUUUGUAUACUUUUGUAUUACGUGCGUGAAUUGGUAACUAAAUUAGUUACCAAUUUCCGCACGUAAUAGAAAUGUAUACAAAUUUGCCAACUUCGCAGGGCUAUAUUUUCCGUAUUUUACAACAUUUCGCAACCAAACUUUGCAGUUUUUCUAAUUUUGAUAACUUCUUUCCAAAAAAUCCUUUGUUAUUCCCAGAUUAAAAAUUUUUCUAAAGCGCAAGUCGUCCAUUGUCAAAGACUUUUCAAAGACCUUUGAGAGCAAUCAGGUGUCGAAAAAUUGCGAUGUAUAAGCACCAUUUUUACCAUGUAAUUAGUCCCGUCAAAUCACAUCCUAAAAUGCACUUUUUUUGUCGAUAUUUGCGAAAAUUUUGCUUCAAUCAAUCUAUUUUAUUAGCUAGGAAAUCGUAUAAUCAAAUAAUCACUAAAGAAUUUAAAGACUUUGAAACACUUUCUUCGCUUUUUCACACACUUCAAAGACUUUUCAAAGACCGUAAAGACCUGCAUUCAAAUUUAAAGACUUUCAAGGAUUUCAAAGACCGCUACGAACCCUGACUAUCGCGCAGCAGAUGGUGAUCAACCUGCAGUUAUCAGAGUGAGAAAAUAAUGUUAAUUCUUUUUCUGAAAAUUUAGAUUCUCAAGAAGUUAAAAGAAAUAAGGUUUGUGGAAAGAUACAUGCUUAAAUUUUCAAAUUAUAUAUGUGAUUGAAUUGGGUUGCAAUAGCAGGGUGUUAGACAGAAAAAAAGUUUUGUCCGUUAAACGUAAAUUGGGAAAGUUUUUUUGACCGAUCAAAGUCCUUGUGUAGGAAUAAGUAGGGUUUGUUCCCAACGUGUUUCUCCAUAGAUGCAAACAACGGUAGGUUGGUUUUGUACAUUUCAUUUCCGGUGAAUGAACACUGAAAAACACAGAUGCACACCGAUUACACUUUGUUUUGUAUAUUUAAUUUCAGUGAAUACACACUCAAUAUGAAUGAAACGCGAUACAUUUUGAGAAAAUAGUUAUUAAUGGGAAAAAAGUAAAUAAAACCGUUCUUUGAUAUAAUAAUAUAAAAUCAAACGCAAUGCACUUUCUCAUCAGAAAAAAUGAAAAUCUUCCAGUAGACCCAGUUGGGAAAGCCCCUUAGCUACUUUAAUUGGGAAACGAACAGUAUAUGGGCUAGCUAACACCAUGAAUAGCCACAAUUGUAAGCUAGGUGUAUCAAGUAUUUCAUUACUUUUCAGACAGUAUGUGUGAAGCUAGAAAUUCAAGACCCUACGAAGAAUCAAAAUACACCACAAAAAGUUGUUCUAGUGGUUCCAGAGAAGACAACAGCUUAUGAAAUUCUGAAACGAGCAGCCGAGGUCAACAAAGAGUAUACAUUUGAAGCUUUGCAGACAUCGUAUGGUCGAAUGAUUACAUCCAUAUCAGGCGUUGUACAAGAGCCGUUCACUGGACAUUACUGGUCAUUGUAUGAAAGUGAGAACGUGACUGCACGCGAUGGAGUGGAUAUAUUUAUACCGAAGAACGAUACUUGUAUUAUAUUCAAAUAUGAACAGUGUGUUUCGGUUGAGGAUAAACAGAUGGGAUUUUGA